Messenger RNA from Miscanthus lutarioriparius, 2154 nucleotides. Lineage: Eukaryota; Viridiplantae; Streptophyta; Magnoliopsida; Poales; Poaceae. The record is from the annotation of a GenBank genome assembly.
AUGCUAUUCAACAUCCCACACUGCAACUCACAAGCUCCUGUAGCCGCCGCCGCCGCCGUAGCAGCUGUUUCUAGCAUCCGCUUCUCCUCCUCCUCCCUGCCGGCGCUGGUUCCGCCGCCUCCGCCCCUGCACGAGGAGAACCCGUUCGCCGCGCUCCUCGCCUCUGACCCCCGACCGCCGGAGCCUCUCCGCCAGGUGCUCGCCACGGGCGACGUCCACUCCGCGCUCCGCGGCCUCCCGGGCCUCGCGCGCCAGUUGUUCCGGUGGGCGGAGACCACCCCGUGUGGCUUCCCCCGCUCCGCCUCCGCGUUCGCCGCCGUCCUCGUCCCGCUCGCCCGAGCCAACCACAUCCGGGCUGCCUACCCUGUCUCCCUCCGCGCCCUGCACCUCGGCCUCCUCCUCCCCCUCGUGUCCCUCCUCCUAUCGGCUCCACUCUCUCCCGCCCCACGGUCACUAUUGAGCCUCCUCUUACGCUUGUCCACCAAGUACUCAAAGGAAUGCAAAGCCCGCGACGCCACGACCGACACCUGUUCGACGCUGUGCCUGUCCGCCUUCCGCGAGAUGGCAAGCCACGGCGUGGCCCCUGACGUUAAAGACUGCAACCGUGUGCUCCGUGUAUUGCGUGAUGCAGCCAGGUGGGACGACAUUUGUGCUGUGCAUGCGGAGAUGCUCCAGCUCGGGAUUGAGCCGAGUAUUGUCACAUACAAUACUUUGCUGGAUUCUUUCUUGAAGGAGGGAAGGAAGGACAAGGUUGACAUGCUACUGAAGGAGAUGGAGACCCAGGGGAGUGGUUGCUUGCCGAACGAUGUCACGUACAAUGUGGUGAUUACUGGGUUGGCUAGGAAAGGUGACCUUGAGGAGGCAGCGGAGCUGGUUGAGCGAAUGCGGCUGUCCAAGAAGGCUUCAUCCUUCACUUAUAAUCCACUUAUCACUGGGUUGCUUGCAAGGGGCUUUGUCAAAAAGGUUGAUGAUUUGCAGCUGGAGAUGGAGAAUGAGGGCAUUAUGCCUACAGUAGUGACGUACAAUGCAAUGAUCCAUGGGCUGCUUCAAAGUGGGCAGAUAGAGGCUACACAGGCAAAGUUUGUGGAAAUGAGGGCGAUGGGCUUGCUACCAGAUGUGAUCACCUACAAUUCUUUGCUAAAUGGGUAUUGUAAGGCAGGUAGCUUGAAAGAGGCUCUUUUGUUGUAUGGCGAUUUGAGGCGUGCAGGGUUAGCACCAACAGUUUUGACAUAUAACAUUCUUAUCGAUGGUUAUUGUAGAUUAGGUGAUUUAGAGGAAGCCAGGAGAUUGAAAGAGGAAAUGGUAGAACAGGGUUGUUUGCCUGAUGUUUGUACAUAUACAAUUCUCAUGAAGGGCUCGCAUAAUGUGCGUAGCCUUGCUAUGGCAAGAGAAUUCUUUGAUGAGAUGCUGAGCAAAGGUUUGCAGCCAGAUUGCUUUGCCUAUAAUACAAGGAUUUGUGCGGAGCUAACCCUAGGGGCUAUUUCCAAAGCUUUCCAGUUGAGAGAGGUGAUGAUGUUGGAAGGCAUAUCUUCUGAUACAGUGACAUACAAUAUCCUUAUUGAUGGACUGUGCAGGACUGGUAACCUGAAAGAUGCCAAAGAGCUGCAGAUGAAGAUGGUCAAUAAUGGUUUACAGCCUGAUUGUAUCACAUACACCUGCUUGAUUCAUGCGCACUGUGAAAGGGGACUCCUAAGAGAAGCAAGAAAAUUUUUUAAGGACAUGAUCUCAGAUGGUUUGGCACCCUCAGCUGUGACCUACACUGUUUUUAUUCAUGCAUAUUGUAGAAGAGGAAACCUUUAUUCAGCGUAUGGUUGGUUUCGAAAGAUGCUGGAGGAAGGAGUUGAACCUAAUGAAAUAACAUAUAAUGUCCUCAUACAUGCAUUAUGCAGGACGGGCAGAACUCAACUGGCUUAUCGUCAUUUUCAUGAGAUGCUAGAAAGGGGAUUGGUGCCAAACAAAUACACAUAUACUUUGUUGAUAGAUGGGAACUGUAAAGAGGGCAACUGGGAAGAUGCGAUGAGAUUCUAUUUUGAAAUGCAUCAGAACAGUAUUCAUCCAGAUUAUUUAACACAUAAGGCCUUGUUCAACGGAUUUGAUGAAGGUCACAUGCACCAUGCAAUUGAGUACUUGGAGAAUGUCGUUUUGGGUGAAUAG